AUACCCCUACUUCACACAUCACUCUCCAAAAGGGGCAUCUUUUUUAGCGCCUAUUCUUAGCCCCUUCUCUUCUCUACCUCCAAACGCCGCCUACACAGAUAACACACUUGAAAGCAAGCUCCGAAGUCCAGAGAGAUGGAUGAAGAUAGAAUAGAGCUGGUGUUGGCUAGAAUAUCAGAGUUGAGGUCCAAGAUCACUAAUUGCAUUGCCACAGGUAGAUUGGAAGGGAAAGAAUUGGGGAAAGAAAGCUCCGAUGUAGACCAGGAGGCAGAGCUCGAUUCCGAUGAAGCAACGGAUUGCCUUUUGAACAUCCGAGAAGCUCUUGAAAAACUCGAACUCCAAGUCUCGUCUUUGCAGGCAUUGCAACAUCAACAGUUAUAUGAGAAAGAAGAAGCCUUGGCUGGGAUAGUCUACUCCCAGGAGAAGUUGCUGCAUAAGCUCAAGGAGUACAAAGGCGAGAACUUGGAUGUUAUACGCGAGGCAAUUGCAUUUGUUGGUGAAACAGUGGAAGAAAACAACGAUCUCCUGCUCCCACCAUACCCAAGCCGGCCAUCUUUCUCCCUAGUAUCCACCAAGCCCCACAUUUCACAUUUCCAGUCCUCACACCUACCUUCUCAAAACGGGGUGAUAAAUGGCAGCCAAAGAAACGGAUUGACAAAAGAUCUCAUCAGACCAAACCAAACAGAGGCUAAAACUCCGUUGAAAAUGGUGAAACGUUUCAUUGGUGGAGCUGCCAAGACGGUAUUGACUGUUUUGGGGGUAAUAUCGGUUUUGACACUUGCUGGUUUUGAGCCUAGUCUUAAGAAAAGGGAUAACCACAUCAAGUUUAUCAACCUAUUUCAACUGCCUGGGGUUGAUGAGAAGGAAAGAAAGAUUGAAUGUCCUCCUGGAAAGGUACCAGUGGUUGAAAAUGGCGAAAUUCGAUGCGUCGUAAGGGAAAGAGUUGAAGUUCCAUUUGAGUCUGUUGUUGCAACACCAGAUGUAAGUUAUGGGUGUGGGUGAAAUCCAACUUGUUUUCCAUACUUAGAGUUUGAGAGCAGAGAUUAUCAUUUUGAAGGCAUGCCUGUGCUAAUGAUGAUGUUAUCCAACCUUCCUUUGCUGUUAUCAUUUGUGAAUAUCAUCUACUUGUUGAGCUAGUAUCACAAUUUUUAAAAUUUUCCUAUUUUAUUUUAUUUUAUUUUUAAAAUUUUCAA
Messenger RNA from Ipomoea nil (Japanese morning glory), 1193 nucleotides. RefSeq names its product plastid division protein PDV2-like. NCBI's taxonomy places the organism in Eukaryota, Viridiplantae, Streptophyta, Magnoliopsida, Solanales, Convolvulaceae. The transcript is spliced from 2 exons. Gene Ontology annotation, biological process: chloroplast fission. The coding region runs from base 136 to 1002 and encodes 288 amino acids. The record is from RefSeq and is a predicted model, not a curated record.